AUUAGCCGUUAUUAUUAUUGUAAAUCAAAAGCCGUCAAAGAUUAGCACAUUAUUUUUUAGUUUUUCUGCUUUUGCUUUGUUUUUAUUUCCCUUUGGAUUUGUUCCUCUCUUGAAUCAAAAAAAAAAAAAAAAAAAUUGUAUUUGAUUUGUUUUUUUUUUUAAGAGAAAUGAAAUAUUAGAAAAUUUGACACAUUAUAACACUUUUAACACUCUUAAAUCCCUAUAAUAAUAUUUUUAACACCGAUAAAUCCCAUGAAAAAAACCCAUAAAUCCCCCCCAAUAAAAACAACCUAAAUACUAAGAGUACUUCCGUAUCGAAUUAUUCGUAACUGUUAGACAUUUUAUAUCAAUUUGUUGCAAUUCAAAAUAGAGGCAGUAAUAGAAAACUCCAGGACAAAGCUCAGAUCUCCCAAUUUUCGACAUUUUAUCUAUCCAAAAUUCUAAAAUUCUUUCUCUCUCAUAGCCCACCACGUUGUGUUCCUCUCUUUGAAAGCGAAGUCAUCUGUAGUUGUUGCAAGUGUGAAGGAGAAGAAAAUAAUAAUGUUUUUUAAAGAAUACCCUAGUAAAUUGGAGCUUUCUUAGUUCUGCAGCAAUUUUUUUAAUGAUCUGUUAAAUUGUGCGUAUAUAUAACGAUCUGGGUAACAUCAGAUGAAAUGGGUUGACAUUAUUUCUUGUAAUUAGUUGUUGGAUUUUCGAUUUCAAUUGGGAAAAAUGGCGCUUUUUAGGAAGUUCUUCUACAAGAAACCACCUGAUGGGUUGUUGGAGAUUGCUGAAAGGGUUUAUGUCUUUGAUUGCUGCUUUACAACGGAUGUGGUGGAGGAUGAUAAUUAUCAAGGCUACAUUGAUGGAAUAGUUAGUCAACUCCAUGGUCACCUACCUGAUGCUUCAUUCAUGGUUUUCAACUUUCGUGAGGGAGAGAAGCAGAGCCAUAUUGCGAAUAUGCUGUCGGAGUAUGACAUGACUGUAAUAGAUUAUCCUCGGCAGCAUGAAGGUUGUCCUCUGCUCACAUUGGAGAUGAUUCAUCACUGUCUGAGAUCUGGUGAUAGCUGGCUCUUGCUUGGUCAACGCAAUGUUCUUUUAAUGCAUUGCGAACGAGGUGGUUGGCCUAUUUUGGCAUUCAUGCUUGCUGCACUCUUAAUCUACAGAAAGCUAUAUAAUGGGGAACAGAAGACACUGGAUAUGAUCUACAGACAAGCCCCUCGCGAGCUUUUGCAGUUGAUGUGCCCGUUAAAUCCAAUUCCCUCUCAGUUGAGGUAUCUUCAGUAUGUAUCAAGGAGACACUUGGACUCAGAGUGGCCUCCCCAGGACAGGUGCCUGACUGUGGACUGCAUAAUGCUUAGGCUCAUCCCUAAUAUUGAUGGGAUUGGUGGUUGCCGACCUAUUCUUAGAAUCUAUGGACGAGACCCUUCACCUGCUGCUGACCGAACUCCUAUUAUGCUAUUUUCAACUCCAAAAAAAAGUAAAAUUGUUCGGCAAUACAAGCAGGCAGAAAGUGAAUUGGUGAAGAUUGACGUUAAUUGUCAUGUUCAAGGGGAUGUGGUGCUUGAGUGCAUAAGCUUGGAUGAUGAUUUGGAACGUGAGCAGAUGAUUUUCAGGGUUAUGUUUAGCACAGCAUUUAUCAGAUCCAAUAUUUUGAUGCUUAAUCGUGAUGAAAUUGACACCUUGUGGGAUGACAAGGAUAAAUUUCCUAAGGACUUCAGAGCUGAGGUUCUUUUCUCAGAGAUGGACUCUGCAACCUCUGGCACUUCUAUUGAUAUGCCUGUUACUAUGGAGAAAGAAGGCCUUCCUAUUGAAGCGUUUGCAAAGGUGCAAGAGAUUUUCAGCAACGUGGAUUGGAUAGAUUCAAAGUCUGAUGUCGCACUAAAUGUUCUUCAGAAAAUUACUUCAUCAAAAGAACUCAAAGAGAAAUUGGAGAUAGCUUCUCAUGAGAGUAAAGAAAGUCUUGUGGGUAAUUUGAAAUCACUUGUCCAGGAAGAUAGCAUCAUGGGAUCCUCAAUAGGGACUCUUGAGAGGCAAUCCCAUUGCUCUUCUGAAACAACAGUAGACACCCAUAUUGGCCAUAUAGUUGGACAGAAGUCUGAUGCUUAUAAAGAAGGUGUUUCAAAUAUUGUCCGAGAAAGUUUGGAAAAUGCUAGUCUGCCCGAGAAAUCUAGCAUUAUUGCAGUAUCACAUCCUCAACAAAUUGAUGAGAAGCUCUCAAAACAGUCCUCUGGUCCUUCUCCAGAUGAUAUAGUGGUUCCAAAGAAGGGUCUACCAGAGGACUUGCUUCCUGUUCUUCAAAAAACUACUCAAACAAAGAUAAUAUCCCCACGUAUACUUCAAUCUUCCCGUUCAAGCUCUGCCAUAUACAGCAAUUCCAUGCAAGGUUCUCCAAAACCUAUGCAAAGAUUUCAUAGUUCACCGUCUUCACUUGGGAUUAUGGCGCUUUUGCAUGAUAAUGAUACAUACAAGAGUGAUGCGGUUGCUCAUCAGGGGGCAAUAUCUCCACAAUCAACGGCUACUUCGGUCGCUUUUGUACCUGAAGUAUCUAAACCUGGACAAAACGUUCUCUCAUCAUCUGCAUCAUCUCAACCACCAGCCCCUGCACUGCCUUCUCCUCCUUUACCUCAUAUUCAUUCAGUAUCACAACAUAAAGAUUCUCCACCAGCAUUACAACCCCUUCCACCAGUAGAAUCAGAAAAUGAUAUUGUUUGUCGUACAAAUCCAUCGUCAAUCCCUCCGCCCCCACCCUUGCCCUCUUUUAGAUCUUCAACUGUCCAGAACACAUCUCCUCCUCCUCCUCCUCCUCCUCCUCCUUUUGUGAAUGCAGGAGGCACAUUAUCAGCACCACUUCCUCCCCCGCCUCUGCCAACCUCUUGUGGACAAUCUCUUUCUUCAAAUACUAGGGUUCCCUUGUCAACACCACCACCUCCACCUCCACCCCCUCCUCCACCUGUAUUGCAGUCCCCGUGUUCUAGUGCUAAGACCAUAUUGUCAAUCCCUCCUCCUCCUCCUCCUCCUCCUCCUCCUCCUCCACGUCUUCUGGAGAAUGUUUCGUCAGCUAUGGAUUCAGAUUCAUCUAUUAACAGCACACGUGGACCAGUCAAAGCUCCUCCACCUCCACCUCCAUCUCCACCUCCUCCAUGUCUCACUGAGAAUGUUUCUUCAGCUACAGGUUCAGAUUCGUCUAAUACCAACGCAUGUGGACCAGUCAAAGCUCCUCCUCCGCCUCCUCCACCAAAAUUGCCUGUUUCUGUUGCUAUUCCUAAAAUGUCUUCUCUAGUGCCUCCACCACCCCCACCUCCUAAAGGUGCCUCUUCUAAUGUUGGGUUCACAACUUCUCUUAAAACUCCACCAGUACCACCUCCACCAGGUCCUCUUGGGAAAGGAUUGGCAAGAGCUAAUAGUUCUGCUCAAGAUUCUCAAGUGCCUGGUAGCAAAGGACCAGUUCCUCCACCCCCUGGACCCACUGGUUUAAAGGGUAGGGUCCCUCCUCGUGUUACUCCGAGGAAUCAGGGUCAACCAAAAAAGAAUGUAAAGCCGUUUCAUUGGUUGAAAUUAACAAGGGUAAUGCAAGGAAGCUUAUGGGCUGAUGCUCAAAAACCUGAUGAGGCUUCCAAAGCUCCAGAGUUUGAUAUGUCAGAACUUGAGACCCUCUUUGCAGCAUCUGUUCCAAAUGCAGACAAGGGGGUAACUGGAGGGCAAUCGGGCCGUCGUACUUCAGGUUCUAAACCUGAAAAAAUUCAGCUGAUUGAGCUUAGAAGGGCUUAUAAUUGUGAAAUAAUGCUUACAAAAGUGAAAUUUCCUCUGCCUGAUUUAAUGAAUUCAGUACUUGCUUUGGAUGAUUCAGCUUUGGAUGUUGAUCAAGUGGAAAACCUUAUAAAAUUUUGUCCAACAAAGGAAGAAAUGGAGCAACUGAAGGGAUACAAGGGUGAUAAAGAUAAUUUAGGGAAAUGUGAACAGUUCUUCUUAGAGUUGAUGAAGGUGCCUCGAGUGGAGUCAAAACUAAGAGUUUUUUCAUUUAAGAUACAAUUUAUCUCUCAGGUGUCCGAUCUUAAAAAGAAUUUACAGAUAGUGAAUUCUGCAUCAGAAGAGAUCAGAUCAUCAGUAAAGUUGAAAAGAGUCAUGCAAACAAUUUUGUCUUUGGGCAAUGCAUUGAACCAAGGGACUGCUCGAGGUGCUGCUGUUGGGUUUCGACUGGAUAGCCUCCUUAAACUCACAGAUACACGUUCUCGGAAUAGCAAGAUGACUCUUAUGCAUUACCUGUGCAAGAUUCUUGCUGAUCAACUACCUGAGGUAUUGGAUUUUCCAAAAGAUUUGGCCAAUUUGGAGGGGUCAACAAAGAUACAACUUAAAAUCUUGGCAGAGGAAAUGCAAGCUAUUAGCAAAGGGUUAGAAAAGGUUGUUCAAGAGCUGACUGCCUCAGGGAAUGAUGGCAGUAUCUCAGAAUGUUUUUGCACGAUCUUGAAGGGGUUUCUUUCUUACGCGGAAGGUGAAGUGAGGUCCUUAGCGUCGCUUUAUUCUAUCGUGGGUAGAAAUGCUGAUGCUUUGGCUAUGUAUUUUGGUGAAGAUCCUGCAAAGGUUCCAUUUGAACAAGUUGUGUCAACCUUACAGAACUUUGUUAGGAUGUUCCAUCGUGCACAUGAUGAGAACUGCAAACAGCUUGAGUUUGAGAAGAAAAAGGCAGAGAAGGAAGCUGAGAAUGAAAAGUCGAAGAUGAAUGGUCGUGCGAAGGACCCUGACCACCAUGUGCAGCUGUCCCCUCGGAAAUUUGGCACCGUGAAAUGAGCAAUCUAUUCAUAGCCUAACCCAAGGGCCAUCAAUUCACAAAUCUCUUAAUGAUUCUGCCAGAGGAGAGCAAUAGAAGCUAGUAUGCUCAAUGUUGUGACUAGUCAGGAAAUACACAAAACUCUAACAGGGAGCUAGUGAGGUAUUUGAUGGCUUCAUUACACAUAGAUUAUUGAUAAUGUACAGCGUAAUUCAUUUAAUUGUAGUUAGAAAGGUUAGAUUAUAUGGCUAGUGAUUUGAUUAUUAUGGGUUCUUUUAGAGCAUUAGCUGUAAAUUUACCCAUCUUUGUUGGGUACCAUUCUUUGAAGAAUAUGUAUAUCAGGGACGUCAGUUUUUCAUAGUCCCCUAUACGACCGAGGUGAUUGUAACAGAUGAACAACACUAUUGGUGUAAAAUCAUAUACCAUCUGAAUAUUUUUGUGAGUUACUGUAUUUUACAGCAUAUAUCUAUCAAUAACUAUAUAUACUAAA
This is a messenger RNA of Chenopodium quinoa (quinoa), 5237 nucleotides long. RefSeq names its product formin-like protein 6. The record is from RefSeq and is a predicted model, not a curated record. The transcript is spliced from 17 exons. The coding region runs from base 712 to 4767 and encodes 1351 amino acids. Lineage: Eukaryota; Viridiplantae; Streptophyta; Magnoliopsida; Caryophyllales; Amaranthaceae.